AUGCGCGGCCGGGUCCCCCCCCCCACGAGCCAGGAUGACCGUGUUUUCGAUGGGUUUGAUCCUAGGCAGGAACUCCGGGAUGAGUUCGUUGCAUCGCAUAAUACGGCAAGUCAAGAGGGGCGUCUGGCCAGCUAUCAGGGCGUAUCUCACUCGAAUCUCGCACGCACGGGUCUUAUCGGGGGUCCGACCGGCCAAUGCGACGGAAAGCGAACGGAACCGCGGGUUGCUGAUAAGCCGCGCAUUCGCAAACGACAGGCGAUUGGAUCGCGCACGCUCUCCCCACCCUACCGUGAAUGCUCCCAAGGCUCGCCAUUUGCUUCUUUCUGGAAUUUCUCCUGGGCCCCACGCGACAUGGGCCCGCCCAAGCUAUCUUUCGCCGUUUCGCCGCGCCACUAUGUCGCGGGGUGGGGCGACACGCGCACUACACACAAGUUUUGGCGACGGCCGCCUUCCUAA
This is a messenger RNA of Penicillium canariense, 456 nucleotides long. RefSeq lists its product as uncharacterized. Lineage: Eukaryota; Fungi; Ascomycota; Eurotiomycetes; Eurotiales; Aspergillaceae. The coding region runs from base 1 to 456 and encodes 151 amino acids. The record is from RefSeq and is a predicted model, not a curated record. The transcript is spliced from 2 exons.